CCCCCCCCUCCCAAACAACAAAAAAAAAGGGGAAAAAAGCACUUCUGAUUAAAGAAUGAUGCAAAGGCUGAAACUUUUAUCGCCAUUGAAGCAGUCUUUACGAAGAAAUGGCUCUUUGUUCAAUCAAACCAGAACUGGUUUUGCCCUUCCCAGCUAUACCCUUCUCGACUGUCAUCAAGAGCAGGUUUUGGUAGAAGGAAGAGCUAAGUCCAGAGCAGCUGUACUCAACAGGCCUUCUUCACUAAACGCUCUUACUACUGAUAUGGCUGCUAGGUUAAAUAGAUUGUACGAGUCUUGGGAAGAAAAUACAGAUAUUGGAUUUGUCAUAAUGAAGGGUAGUGGCAAGGCAUUCUGUUCAGGUGCGGAUAUGGUGCUGCUUCAUCAGUUGAUUAAUGAAGGAAAGCUUGAAGAAUGUAAAACUUUCUUUCAGACUGUCUAUAAUUUCGUCUAUCUCCUAGGAACGUAUUUCAAGCCAAACGUGGCUAUUUUGGAUGGCAUCACAAUGGGAAGCGGGGCAGGUAUUUCGCUCCCUGGAAUGUAUCGCGUUGUGACUGAUAAGACAGUUUUUGCUACGCCGGAGGCUCAAAUUGGUUUCCAUCCUGGUGCAGGGGCUUCCUAUUAUCUUUCUCGUCUUCCUGGUUAUUUAGGAGAAUAUUUGGCUCUGACAGGAGCAAAACUUAAUGGUGUAGAAAUGAUAGCCUGUGGCCUUGCUACGCACUAUUCUCUGAAAGAAAGGCUUCCUUUGAUUGAAGAACGCCUUGGUAAAUUGAAUACGGAUGAUCAUACUGUGGUUGAAAAUUCUCUUGCUCAAUAUGGUGAUCUUGUCUACCCAGAUAGGGGAAGCGUUCUUCACAAGUUAGAAAGAAUAGACAAAUGUUUCAGCCUGGAUACAGUUGAGGAAAUUGUAGAUGCUUUGGAGCAAGGGGCAGCAGAAUCUUUUGAUGAUUGGUGCGGUACAACUCUUAAAAAAAUAAAGGAAGCAUCUCCAUUGAGCCUUAAAAUCACUUUGCAAUCGAUUAGAGAAGGUAGGUUUCAACCUCUUGAUCAGUGUCUGGCUCGUGAAUACCGGAUAUCCUUGAAUUUCAUUUCUAAACAAGUCUCUAAUGAUCUCUGUGAGGGUGUUCGUGCAAGAUUGGUAGACAAGGACUUUGCUCCAAAGUGGGAUCCACCACAUUUGGAAGAUGUCACCAAGGACAUGGUUGACUCACAUUUUUUGCCUUUGGAUGAAUUUGAAUCUGAAUUAAACUUGCCUACAUCAGUACGAGAACCAUAUGCAUAGUCUCUCCUGAAACAUCGAUGCAGCGGUGAAAUUUUUGGGGUUUUUCACAGCUAUUCUACCUGAUCCAAUGGCUGAAAACGCUUCCAUCUAGGAGUUUUGAGUUGAUGGGUACCAACAUCAUCAGCUUCUCAUCGUCAGGCGUUGCCUUCGUGGGUUUGGGAUACUAAGGUGUCCUGGCAAUUUUUUGUUGGUUAAAAGCGAAAAACCAACAUUCUCCUACUGUGUCUUUACUAGUGACUCCUCCUUGAGUAGCAUGAGUAGAUUUUAUUCAUCAGCAUUGUCUUUUCAGAAUAGCAUGAGAUGUAUCAUCUAUAUGUGUGUGCUCAUUUAGUUUGGGAUACAUCUUUAACAUAGUUUUGCAAGCUGCGUCUCAAUUGGUAUGGUCUGUUAGAUUA
This is a messenger RNA of Coffea eugenioides, 1674 nucleotides long. RefSeq names its product 3-hydroxyisobutyryl-CoA hydrolase-like protein 2, mitochondrial. Gene Ontology annotation, molecular function: 3-hydroxyisobutyryl-CoA hydrolase activity. Gene Ontology annotation, biological process: L-valine catabolic process. NCBI's taxonomy places the organism in Eukaryota, Viridiplantae, Streptophyta, Magnoliopsida, Gentianales, Rubiaceae. The transcript has 14 exons. The record is from RefSeq and is a predicted model, not a curated record. Bases 56 to 1279 code for a protein of 407 amino acids.